This is a messenger RNA of Oppiella nova, 744 nucleotides long. The record is from the annotation of a GenBank genome assembly. Lineage: Eukaryota; Metazoa; Arthropoda; Arachnida; Sarcoptiformes; Oppiidae.
UUACAAAAUUCAAAUCAAUUCACAAAUAAUUGAAUCGUUUUUCUCAUACAAUGGUCUCCAAAGACGAUGAAUACGAUUAUCUCUUCAAAGUGGUACUGAUCGGUGACUCAGGAGUCGGCAAAAGUAAUCUGUUGUCGCGAUUCACGCGAAAUGAGUUCAAUCUGGAGUCGAAGUCGACGAUUGGUGUGGAGUUCGCCACGCGAUCCAUACAAGUGGACGGAAAGACCAUCAAAGCCCAGAUCUGGGACACGGCUGGACAGGAGCGCUACAGAGCCAUCACCAGCGCCUACUACAGGGGAGCGGUGGGCGCUCUGCUGGUGUACGACAUCGCCAAACACCUGACGUAUGAGAACGUGGAGCGAUGGCUGAAGGAGUUGCGCGAUCACGCGGACCAGAAUAUAGUGAUUAUGUUAGUCGGCAACAAAUCCGACUUAAGACACCUGCGCGCUGUGCCUACCGAUGAAGCCCGUGCUUUCGCCGAGAAGAACAGUCUGUCGUUCAUCGAGACGUCAGCCCUGGACUCGACUAACGUUGAGGCGGCGUUCCAGCAAAUCCUGACCGAAAUCUAUCGGAUUGUGUCCCAGAAGCAGAUCCGCAACGAGGGGGGCGACGACCCCUCCCCCUCGCACGAGAACAUCAGGCCCAUCAACAUUCCUCCGACCGAUAACUCCGACCGAAAUAAGAAGCCCUGUUGUCAGACAUAGACAUCACAACACCAUUAGACACCCGUUUGAGCGGCGUUUU